Messenger RNA from Lethenteron reissneri (Far Eastern brook lamprey), 6240 nucleotides. Its product is annotated as serine/threonine-protein kinase D3-like. The record is from RefSeq and is a predicted model, not a curated record. NCBI's taxonomy places the organism in Eukaryota, Metazoa, Chordata, Hyperoartia, Petromyzontiformes, Petromyzontidae. Gene Ontology annotation, molecular function: protein serine/threonine kinase activity; ATP binding. Gene Ontology annotation, biological process: intracellular signal transduction; protein phosphorylation; phospholipase C-activating G protein-coupled receptor signaling pathway. Gene Ontology annotation, cellular component: cytosol.
GGGGGUGAUCCGCGUCUCCGACGAGUGAGAACUCUUGAAGAGAGACCGAGUCAUUCAUGUAGCUUGCCCUCUCGGUGGGGCUCAGAGGGGAGAGGCCGUCUCCCCAAGACGUUUCCUGCUGUACCUCUCUGGACGACGACAGCUUCAGCGAUGUCCGCGGGUCUGGCGAGCGGGCGGCCCGCAAACUUCGGCCACCCGCCGGGCUGCCCAGCGCCCAGCAGCAGCCUGUCGGCUUCGGGCUCGUCUCUGUGCAGCAUGGCCAGCGUGCCGGGCAGCUACUUGCCCACGAAGGAGCCCACCAACCCCGUCUCCUUCCAGAUACAGGUCGGACUGGCCCGCGAGAACGUGACCAUGGAUGCCGCAGAGACCAGCCUGGCCGCGCUCAAGGAGCUCGCCUGCUCCGUGGUCGACCAGAAGUUCCCGGAGUGCGGCUUCUACGGCAUGUACGAGAAGAUCCUGCUCUUCCGCCAUGACCCGCAGUCUGAGAACGUCCUGCAGCUGCUAACGUCGGCGGAGAGCGUCAAGGAGGGCGACCUCAUCGAGGUGGUCCUGUCCAGAUCGGCGACUUUGGAGGACAUCCAGAUCCGGCAGCAUGCUCUCUUCGUGCACUCGUACAAGUCGCCCACGUUCUGCGACCACUGUGGGGAGAUGCUGUUUGGCCUUGUGCGGCAGGGCCUCAAGUGCGAGGGCUGUGGACUCAACUACCACAAGCGCUGCGCGUUCAAGAUCCCCAACAACUGCAGCGGCAUGCGCAAGCGACGGCAGUCCACGCACUCGACAGGAAGCUCCGACGACUCGUGCUCCCUGCGCUCGGACAGCAUGCCGCUGGCGUGGCGCGACAAGCGCACGGCCUCGUGGAGCGGACGCCCCGUGUGGGUGGACCGCGCCGUGGCAGGCAAGGUGAAGGUGCCGCACACGUUCGUCACCCACUCCUACAAGCUCCCCACCAUGUGCCAGCACUGCCGUCGCCUGCUCAAAGGCAUCUUCCGCCAGGGGCUGCAAUGCAGGGACUGCAAGUUUAACUGUCACAAUCGCUGUGCCGCCAAGGUGCCCAAGGAGUGCAUUGGCGAAACACUUUUCAACGGAGGAGAGAGCGACGUGGUGAUGGAGGAGAACAGCGACGACGGCAGCGGGAGGAGCAGCGAGCCCGACCCGCAGGGCGACGUCGACAUGCCAGAAGACGCCGACCCGGACAUGUUCCCUGACCGCCCAAUCGGGCAAACUGCAAGCAACAUCCCGCUGAUGCGCGUGAUUCAGUCGGUGCGACAGACGAAACGGCGAUCAAGCACCGUGCUGCGCGAGGGUUGGAUGGUUCACUUCACCAACAAGGACAACCUCAGGAAGAGGCACUAUUGGCGCUUGGACUGCAAGUGCAUCACUCUCUUCCAAUCGGACACGGGCAGCAAGUACUACAAGGAAAUCCCACUGUCGGAGGUCCUGCGCGUGGAGGCUGCCCACAGCUUCACCAUGCUGGGCCCGCAGAGCCGCCCCCACUGCUUCGAGCUCAUCACCUCCACCAUGGAAUACUACGUGGGCGAGAACCUGGGCCUUGCCGCCAAGGUGGAGUCGGGUGCCGACGGCGACGCAAAGGCCGUGAUGCGGCCCAAGGAAGGGGGUGGCCGCGGUGGCUCGAGCCGCGACUACAGCCUGCUCAACUCGGGCCUCGGCGCCGAGGUGGCGCACGCGUGGGAAAUGGCCAUCCGGCACGCCCUCAUGCCCGUCAUGCCACAGCAGACGGCCAACGCCUCUUCCGCCACGGGCGCCAAAUCACACGCGGAGGUGUGCGUGAGCUUCUCCAUGUCCAACUGCAAGAUCCAGGAGAACGUGGACAUCAGCAGUAUUUACCAGAUCUUCCCCAACGAGGUGCUGGGCUCGGGCCAGUUCGGAGUGGUGUAUGGAGGGAAGCACCGUAAGACUGGGCGCGAUGUGGCCAUCAAGGUGAUCGACAAGCUUCGCUUCCCCACCAACGAGGAUAGCCAGCUGCGUAACGAGGUGGCCAUACUGCAGAGCCUGCAGCACCCGGGCGUGGUGUACCUGCAGAGCAUGUUCGAGACGGCGGAGCGUGUCUUUGUGGUCAUGGAGAAGCUGCACGGGGACAUGCUCGAGAUGAUCCUGUCCAGCGAACGUGGCCGGUUGCCCGAGCGCAUUACCAAGUACUUCAUCUCACAGAUCCUCAUGGCGCUGCGCCACCUGCACUUCAAGAACAUCGUGCACUGCGACCUGAAGCCCGAGAACGUGCUGCUCGCCUCCUCGGAGCCCUUCCCGCAGGUGAAGCUGUGCGACUUCGGCUUCGCGCGCAUCAUCGGCGAGAAGUCGUUCCGCCGCUCCGUGGUGGGCACGCCGGCCUACCUGGCGCCCGAGGUGAUCCGCAGCAAGCAGGGCUACAACCGCUCGCUCGACAUGUGGUCGGUGGGCGUCAUCAUCUACGUGAGCCUCAGCGGCACCUUCCCCUUCAACGAGGACGAGGACAUCAACGAGCAGAUCCAGAACGCCGCUUUCAUGUUCCCGGCCAACCCGUGGAAGGAGAACUCGCCCGAUGCCAUCGACUUGAUUUCACACCUGCUGCAGGUGAACACAAGGCAGCGCUUCAGUGUGGACAAAUCGCUCAGCCAUCCGUGGCUGCAGGACUUCCAAACGUGGCUGGACCUGCGAACGUUGGAGACGCGCCUGGGCACGCGCUACCUGACGCACGAGAGCGACGAUGCACGCUGGAUGCAGUUUGCGCGCACGAGCAAGACUUGCGUGCCCGCGCACCUUGUGCCCGAGCGGCAGCCCGAUGUUAUCGACUCCGACGCGGAGGACGGCGAGUCGCAGCGCAUAACGCGCCUCUAACCACCCACGCGCCCACCCACCCGCUCACUCAACCGCUCGCCCCGCUGGCACGCGAGAAAUGGCAGCGUGGACAUUGGCCCUGCACAUCGGUGCGUUUGCAGGAUGUCUGCCUGCCUUGCCUGCCAUUUGAAAGUUGGGCAGGACCUGCAGCUGCUUGCACGAACAAAGGAAUGAACUGCGACUUUAUCGCUCUGGCAGGGCGCAAGAGACAUUGCAACAAACCUUUCACUCGAUGGUUUAUUCUUGAGUAUAUUUGCUUUUUUUUUUACAGUAUGUUUGUUUUCAGAUUACAACCGAAGCAAUCAAAAGAUGAAUAAAAUAAUGUGGACAUUUUACAUUUUGUUUCAUUUGAGGAGUAGCAAUUCGACCCAAUGGUCACUUCACCUUUGGGUUGUGUUCACGUGGGCUUGAUUACGGGUGUCGGCGAUGGUCUUAAUGAGUCGUCAGCGCUGCACAGUCGUACGGAGGGAAACGCAGCUGCCACCAACACAUUUCACCGCCAGUCCCGUCCACAGUGAAUGAGAUCGUCCAAAUCAAAGGUUAGCUCACAUCCCUUUGAAUGGACUCAGAGAUUAGUUGGGAUUGGGAUUGUCGAGGAAGACCCUUGGACCAAGCCGAGUAUUUGGUGGAAAACUGAAAUGGAGAAUGGAAGCAAGCAGUGGAGAUGGAUGGAGGAGGGACAUUUAAGAAAUGCAGCAGUCAGCGCUUGACUCUGCACCAUAUCGUCUGUCCGCACAUAUGGAGUGCUUAUUUUUUCGUAGUUCGAGGAUCAAAUUAUUUUCAACGGGAAUGCAGAAGCAUUUAUCCCCAGGCUGCUGCAAGUAAUUAUUUUUGGCACAUCAUUCUAGGGUUGGUUCACAGAUAAAUUCCCACGCAACAAUGAGACUGUGCAUUAAACCAGAUUUUAUUAGGCUACCAUUUCUCACUUGUGACUGUGAUUAUUGUCAGCAUUGAGGUAGCAAGCACCAGGAUGGCCGCCACAACAAAUGCUUGCCAUCGUUUAGUUAGGCUAUUUAGGCUAUUGAGAUUGUAAAGUCAAUAUGCCGAGUCUCCCAGUGACCUUUAUUUAGAACUAUGUGAGUGUCCAAUGAGACCCAAAAAGCAGUGACAGAGACAAUAUCGGAUGAAACUCUACUGUACAAAGUUAAGUGCAGAUAUAAAAUCAAAACAAGGCGAGUCUUGGCGGAUGGCCAGAUGGCUUGUUGCGUGUGUGUUUGGUGUUGCUCAUGCAAGAGUGUAUCCCACACAUCAGUGACAUGCAUGCUUUCUCUCACGACUUCUUCCUCACGUGUCCCCAUGCCUGUCAACCCCUUAUCAGUGCCUACCUUAAUCCAGACCAAUUUAGAUCUUAUUGGUCACCCCGUGCCCUUAUGAAUCUCAACGUUCAUCCUACAAAGUCCCAUCACAAGGGAGAAACACAAACAAAUAGACAAAGGAUGUGGUUUGCUCGUAUUGAAACGGCUGUAUGCUGUAUGGACCUGAAAACUCCAUUUAUCUGUACAAAAAUACGGGUAAACCGUAUGGGUUGACAGCGCUUUGUUUCCAACUCGUGGAGUUUGCCCAUUCACUAAUUUUUUAAUGUAAUUUUGCUUUACUUUGCAAAUUCUAAACUGCUAUUUUAAAGCAUUUUAUACUGUAUAUAUUUUUAAAACGUUUACAUUGUAAUGUUUUUUAUUAAGAACAUAUUUGGUACUUAAUCUAUUCUGAUAAGUAAGUACAGGGAUGUAUAGAGGUUGAAUAUGUUUUUCUUAAAAUUUUUCAAAUUACGUGAAAUUAAGCAGGCAACAUAACGCAUUAAAUGGUAGAAUGGCAGGAGACAACGCAUUUCUUCCAUUGCCAAAACCAAAAAAAUAUUAAAUGAUUCAUUGGUGGUGUGUGUGCGUUUUUAUACUGUCAAGCAUAUGGCUGAACUGAACUUUAAAAAAAAUGGACAUGUGCAUCGACUCAGCACGAAUCCACUCAGUGAACCAGUGACAACCACCAGCACCUUGAGGCUCCACGUGAUGGAACUCUGGGCACUCUUCAGUGACUGAUGAGCAACGCGAGCAAACUGCUGCAUCACUGUUAUCCGUGUAACUUCUCUAACAAAACUGUAAUGGAGGAUUGCAUUGUGGUGUACUGUGUAUGCAGUAUAUACACAUGCUAUAGUCUAGGAGUAUGUGUAAUUGCAAGCCAUGGUGCCUCGGAAUGGUCAGCAUUAUGAUAGGACCACAGGGACACCCAAUAGUUAAUUCGGGUCACGGGUAGAGAGGGUUUCGGAGUUGAACGUGCUACCGCCUGCCAAUGCUGACCGAGGGAUGGCCGAGUUAGUCUGUGUGUACAGGCGGUGAAGGGAUGACGCUUUACAGGCGGUUUUGAAGGUGCACGCCUCUGUGCGGCCGUUUAUUUGUGUAUACUUGUAAUGGUUUAACACAUUUUUACGUUCGAUUAUGAAUACCGCUGAAGAUGUAUGUUACAUUGUAAGUUUGUGUAUAAUUAUUGAGGGUGAACUUACAUGGUUGUUUCCUUAAAAAAACAUUGAUAAAAAGCUGAUCGUUGACAGCUCAUAUCUUUUCAUUAUUGUAAGGGAUGGUUUGUAUAUGUUCAAAUUCUCUUGGGAAUUGUGAUUUCGUAAUUUUAUUGACGCUCACUUUCAUGUUGCAAAGAUCUGUACACCAGCUGUUGCAAAAGGGCUUUUUAAUGCAAGCAGGGAAGGCCAUUUCAGUUGCGUGCAUAGCAUCCAUAAAUGACAUGCUGCAUUCAAAACAGAGAUGUAGCCUAUACAGUUGUUAACUUGAUGGAUGUGCCAAAUGUAGACUUUGGUAGUACUGACGAGCUGGGCAUGUUGCAUAAAACACAAAAAUGUACAGCCCCUUUGUCAGGCCACUGCUUGAUAAGGGGGCUUUAACGAUAUUUACCACGCUGCUACGUGUCUGUUGAAGGGAUUGGCACAAAACCGAUCCAGCUAUCACUCGCCACUGAUAUUCGCUCUGGCCAGGAAUCAUACUCAGGUGGCAGGAUGCACAGCGCAGUGCACGGAUCGGUGCCACAGUUCCCACCCCCAAGGGCAUGCCCUUAAGUGGUUUAAUGUAACUGACUGCUGGUUUACACACACACAUACGGCAGUUGCAUGUCAUGUUUAUCAUGAGUCACCCUGGGUUCCAUUUAAAACACAAAACUGUUGUAAAUAAUUGCAUAUUCACACAAGUAGUGUAGUAACGUGAGAAAUGUAGAUAACUUAUAAGAACUGCACACGGAAAAAUACCAUUAAGUGUAUUUUGCUACCAGCUCUUUUUUUAAAUCCAGAACAUGCUGUAUCUAAUUAGAUUGUGGCUACUCGUAGAAUGGCCGGUGGUUUAACUGAACACACGUUGACAGUCGAGCUUUAAAUAAAAAAAACAAUAAGGGGGUCAGUGAAUUGUCUUUUGC